Scomber japonicus (chub mackerel) is the source of this 1330-nucleotide messenger RNA. RefSeq names its product tumor necrosis factor ligand superfamily member 13B-like. The record is from RefSeq and is a predicted model, not a curated record. Gene Ontology annotation, biological process: immune response. The transcript has 6 exons. Lineage: Eukaryota; Metazoa; Chordata; Actinopteri; Scombriformes; Scombridae. Bases 41 to 745 code for a protein of 234 amino acids. Gene Ontology annotation, cellular component: membrane. Gene Ontology annotation, molecular function: receptor ligand activity; tumor necrosis factor receptor binding.
CAUUUGAGUAACAUGAGGACAUGAGUCUGCAAGUCUCAGUAUGCUUUACAAUGCUUUAUUAUCACUAACGGCAUUUAUGUUUUGUCUUAGUCUUUUCCUGGUGCACAGAGCCAGUGUUUUAGAAAAUGAUUUUCGCAAAGUCCAAGGGGAUAUAAUUCUACAAUUAAAUCAGCCACGUUCUGAGGGAGUCAAUGGGAAACUGGCCAAGAUGUCUAAAACAAGGGAGGACAUAAAACCAAGUACUAUCCAAAUAUCUCAGAGUUCUCUGAAGAUAUCUUCUAGGAGAGUAAAACGGGAACAGGGCAGCUGCAGAGCUCCAACAUCGUUUCUGCAGUUAACAGCUAAUACUAACAAACAGCCGAGCAUAAGAGGAAAUAUAAUAGAGAUCCCUUGGACUGUUUCUGCGCAGCAAGGAAAUGCAAUUUCAGCUAAUGAAAACAGAAUUGUUGUCCAAGAAGAUGGUUAUUACUUGGUGUUUGGACAAGUUUUGUUCGAGAGCCCAAGCACAGUUAUGGGACAUGUAAUUCGAAGUUGGGGUUCCACGACAUCAGGGACAGGUUCAACAGAGCUUUUGCGCUGUCUGCAAGAGAUAUCCGAUGCAAAUGCUGCCAAUACAUGCUACACCUCAGGCAUAGUGCAGCUGCGUCAGAAUGAUGAGCUAGAACUGGUGAUACCGUACCGGCCCCAAGCCCUGAUCUCCAUGGACGCAGAGUCAACAUUUUUUGGUGUCAUACAGCUGAACUGAAACAAGGACAGAAUAAAGACGAUAACGGCACAGCUUGUUGUCACAGGAUAUAGAGAGCUGACACUGAGCUGUGUGAGAGGAUGUUGAUAAAAGACGGAGUGACAGCAGAGGGAAAACUGAACAUCACAGCCUCCCAGGAGGUCAGAAAAGGACAUAAUGAACUUUUUUUUUAAAUCAACAUCCCAUUAGUUUUUUACUUUUGAAAUCCUUUAAAGCAUUUAAGUGUCUCUUUCACAGUUAGUCCACCUGCGCUGCUAUCCCAUGACAUUGUUUAUGUGUGCUCCCACCUCCUUUCAUCAGCCUAUUUUAGCACAUCUCUUUAUACCUUGCUGGGGACUUCCCUCUAGCACCAUCUCCGCACUGUCUGUCUGUUUAUUUGUUCCUCGUCUAUUUUAGGAUGGUUUCCGUUUUCCGAAGACUAUGUCAGGAACAAACAAUGGUAUAAAUUUAUAUCACUCAAAGGGAGGUGUUUUGUAUUUGGCACGAAACUCCUCAACACUGUAAAUGUUGUAAUAUCAUGUUAAAAGAAAAAUGUGACAAUCUUUAUCUGAAUGACAGUUUUGAACCCAGUUAGAAUUCCCAAAG